CCGUCGGCUCCGUUGGAGGGCGCCUGACUCUCGAGGUCGACCAGCGCGGAGUCGGGGAGUCGGCCUCCGGGGCGGGGCCCGUGACCUGGCCAGGGUUCGCCGCUGUUUGUCCGGUUUCGGACGGCCUGAGACGAUGGCCGGUCUCCUCUGCCGUCUGCUUCUGCUCCAGCUGCUGCUGGCUCCGACGCUGGCCUUCAACAUCACCGUGGAGACCGUGCUGAAAGCCGACGCGCAGGGACAGAUCGCCAGUCAGGAGUACUGGGACAAGUUCCGCGCCUUCAUGGAGCUGCUGAGCAAGGCGGACGCUGCCAACCGCACUAAGCUGCUGAGCAUCCCACACAUCCACGAGUUCCUGGUGCCUCCGCAACUGCUCUCGGCCGUCGCCGAGCACCUCUCCAACUCCACCUGGCUCUCGAAGCUGGGGGCCGAGUACCACGAGCGCGGCGGGCACGCCAUGGCGCCCCUCAUCGACGUGCUCACCAACCUGGGGAAGACGUCUGUCCUGCAUGAGGUCACAAUCCCGCGUGACGUGCUGGAGAAGCUGAUGUGGCGGCGCUGGACACGCUUCGGCAUCACAGACCGGCUCUGA
This is a messenger RNA of Pollicipes pollicipes, 589 nucleotides long. RefSeq lists its product as uncharacterized. The transcript is spliced from 5 exons. Bases 134 to 589 code for a protein of 151 amino acids. The record is from RefSeq and is a predicted model, not a curated record. Lineage: Eukaryota; Metazoa; Arthropoda; Thecostraca; Pollicipedomorpha; Pollicipedidae.